AUGCUUCAGGAUGGCAGCGACGAGCCGGGAACCUCGGCCUGCGCGGGCCUCGACGCCACGCUCUUCCACUGCAGGAAUGCUGAUGGCCUUCCCAAGCUGCUCUACGCGUCGCGCAUCCGAGACGGCAUCUGCGACUGUUGCGACGGAAGCGACGAGAAGGUUGGAAGAUCUUCUCCCUGCAGUAACACCUGCCAGCAAGAGAAGGUCGAGCGAGAAAGGCUGUUGGAGCGCCUGCAGAAGGGCCUGGAGAAGCACAAGGACCCGGUCAAUCCUGCAGAGACGGGAAAAGGUGGUGGAAAGGAGAAAGGGGAGAGCACGAGAUCCCCUGAGGCCAUAGCACGCCGACUUGCUCGUGGCCUAGCAAGACGCCUGCAGAGGGAGGCGGACAACGAAGAGGUAGCCUUGGAACAAGGACAGGAGCAGCCCGAGGCGCGUGAAACCAGAGCUGCUCCCGCGUUGAACCUCAGCUACCUGGAGGGACUUGCCUUGCAGGGUGGAAGCCAGCAAAACCUGGCCGCGAUCCCUGAGGCGAGGGAGUUCGUGGGUGACGAGAGGUCACUGUGGACGGGUGAGCCUAGGAACAAGGCUUCGGUAAACUACCGCCGUGCUCAGCAAGCACGGGACGCAGUUUUCAAAGGUACCCCUUUUGCUCAACGCUUUCUGGAGGACAGACCUGGAAGGCAAGCAAGGGCAAGCUUUGCGAGGGACGAGGCUGUUCGACGCGUGGCAGCAGGACCUACCCCCAGUUCCUCGUCAAGCACAAGUGCGGUAACUCACCGACAGGGAUCGGAGAGACAAAGUGUGGAGGAAGCGCCGACGCUUUCCCACGCACCAACAACAGAGUUCGAGUCAGUCGCUCCAACUCACCCUGCCACCAGCGUGUACUACAGCUCCGACGAGGAGGUUGAGGUCCAGGUGGAAGAGGAACCUGAGUCCUCAGUGACGCACCUUUCGGUGACAGAGGACACAAGCCCUGCAACAGCAACCUCGGCAGGAUCGUCCUCGUGGUACAACUCCAGGGCCGGCAGCGACAUCUGGAGGUGGCAGCGUGGUGACUGGGACAACUGGUGGGAGACCGAGACUUGGAAGGAGCGCAGGAGAGACCCGGGGGGCGACUGGUGGAUCCAAGGAACCAUACAUGACAAGUACCCUGGUUUGUUGAACUGGGCAAGCAAGCAGAAAGAGAGCAUUGACCAUGACAGUGAUGAUGUCACUCUUGAAGAUUUGCAAUUGAGUCAAGCGUUGUAUGCGAUUCUUGUCGGUUACUGUUCUGAGCAGACUCAGCAGCUGAUCACUCAGGUUCCUGACGGAAAUGGGCUGGAGGUGUGGCGCGUGCUGAGUAAGACAAACGAGCCGAGCAACCGAACGAAGAGCUGGGUGUGGAGAAGACAUCUCAUGAACCCUCAAUUCCCAAGUGACAUCAACAAAUGGUCUGAAGCCUUUCACCAGUGGGAGGCUGAGAUGAACGAGUUUGAAAAGCAGUUUCGAAAAGUAGAACCCGACGAUAAGCUGAGCGUUUUGGUUCAUGUUGCCCCAAAGGAAAUUCAGCAGAUGAUUUUCUUGCAUAGCAACACUUUGGACACGUACAGCAAAACCAAGGAGUACAUAGAACAGUACCUUACAUCCCGAAACCUUUGGAGGCGACCCCAAGGCUCGAGUUUUGGUGCGCCAAAGAAGUCUCAUGUUGAUGAUGGUGGCCCUGCCCCCAUGGACAUAGGAGCUGUAAAGGCAGGAAAAGGAAAAGGGGGCAAGGAGGGCAACAAAGGCAAGUGGGACCAAGGUGGGAACUCGGACAAGUGGGGCGACAAUCGCGGCUGGAGGGAUCGGGGUGGAAAGGACUCCGGAAAAGGAGACAAGGGUGGAAAAGGAAAAGGAGGAAAAGCAAGUGGUGGUGGCAAGCCAGGUGGAAAGGAUGCGGGGAAGUCUGGGCAUGACAAAGGAAAGAAGGACAAGACAAAUCAGGAGGCCCAGGCGUCCACGGGAGGUGUAGGUUCCAUAUCUGAGCAAGUCCACGAUGUGGAUCACAACAACAUGUUGUUUGCGGUGACGGAUCGCAUCUGUGGCGUGCGCGACCACAGUGAGGAUGUUUACAUGUUGAUCGACUCGGGUGCUUGUGAAAGUGUGGCGCGAAAUGGAGAGUUCAGUGACAACUUUGAGCCAAUGCCACAAGGGAAGCAACUCUUGUCAGUGCAAGGCACUGCGCUGAGAAUCUAUGGCAAGCAGUAUCCCAAGGUGAGGCUGGACGACGGUACAGUGGGCGAAGUGGACCUGACUGUCACCGAUGCCAGUGAAACUUUGCUCAGUGUACACAGCCUUGUCUACAAAGGGUUCGAGGUCACGUUUGGUCAAGAAGAGAGCUAUCUUAGCAAAGAUGGGCAGAGAUACCCAUUAGUGAAGAAAGGAAAGAGGUGGUAUCUGAAGGUUGAGAAACUAUCGCCCAGCGAGGCAGGCGUCACUGCGCAGCGCAUUGCAGCGCUGGAGGGUGCCACCUCAUCGUCUUCGCGAGCUCCAGUCAGCGAAAAGAAGCCAGUGGACUACUGGAAGACAGAGCGCGAUUUGGUCAUCCGUGUUCAUGUGGUGCCAAGGCUCAGGAAGUUUAGCCCUGCGGAUGCUGACGAUUGCCCAGUGAUCGUGGGCGACUUAGAACCAGUCAGAGCAACUGAGGCCAAGUGGGUGGAUCGGACAGCAAGCGAGAGCUUCGAGGAUCUCUGGUUUGGAGUCAAGAAUCCCAGAGAAUCUUUGCUGCGGUAUUGGACAGGUGAGACCAUCUUCAAGCUUAAGCCCCAGGAGGCUCAAGAAUCCCAACGAAUGGACUUGGAGGACCCGUUUGGCAAAGAUGACGAGGGAGAUGAGUUGGCCGACGAUGCGAUGACAUUGUGGGAACUCAAGGAGCGAGAAGAGGCGAAGCAACAGCCCAUCAUGGCAGAACCAGUAGAGCCAAGCCUCGAGGAAGUCGCUGAGCACGAGCUUCACCAUGCAAACUUUGAACCUUGGUGCAAGGUUUGUGUUGAAGGGCAGGGACGUGAGAAAGCACAUCGCCGACAACAUGAGGAUCCGAAGGAGCACAUCAUUUACAGCGACUACAUGUACUUCACAGCUGAGGGGAAGCAAAAGAACAAGGAGGAGGUUGAAAAGAGCAAGGACUCAGAGGAGUUGAAAGGUUUGGCGAUUGUUAUGACAGCGAUCGACAAGGACAGCCAAUGCCCCUUUGCAGUGCAGGUGCCUUCGAAAGGCACAAAGAGGAACAUGUACGCGGUCAAUGCAAUGGUGGACUGGAUAAAGGACUUGGGUUGGAAGAAAGUGACAAUUCAGAUCGACCAGGAAAGUGCACUGGCGAAGGUGUUCGAGCAGGUGCAGCAAAGGAUGGGUAUGGACGUGGUGGCAUUGAGAAGGAGCCCGAGGUACUCUUCCCGAAAUUUGGCAGACGGUGAGAUGGUCAAUGGACUCAUUGCUGGCAAAGUAAGGACUUGGGUGGCCAGUCUCCGGGAUAACUACAGCGAGCAAGUGAUACAAACCACGGACAUCCUGUUUCCUUGGAUUGUGAGAUUUGUGAGUUGGUCGUUGCCGAGGUUCCACGUGAACCAGUCCCGAACAACACCAUUCCGAGUGCUCAAGGGUUACGACUACAUCUCGGAAUGCCUUCCUUUUGGUGAAUGUGCGCUUGGAAAAUAUUCAGCGAAGAAGUCUGGGGUCAAGAGUGCUUCCAGAUGGGUGUGUGGGAUCUACGUCGGAAAGACCGCUAGCUCCGAUGAACACAUCCUGUUGACGAGUGCAGGAGCUCAGACGUUUAGAACUAUCAGGAGGAUGACACACGGAAGGCGUUACCAAACGAGUAUCUUGGACAAGACAGCGGGAGUUCCUUGGAACACGGUGUACAAGGCCGACCAGCGCAAGCCAGAGGAGAUCAGGAGCAAAGUGACAGCGCAGACAGCGCCAGAGAUGAGUGAUCCGGAGUAUGAGCCGACUGACAUCGAGCCAGCUGCAGACGAGCCUAAGACCAUGGUAGUAGUGCCGCCGGUGCCCGCUCCAAGCGUGCACCUGACGCAAAAGGAAGCCGAGGAUGCAGGCGGCGUGGCGCGACAGAUUGACGCAGACAUGACCAACGCGGACGAGGCGAAAAGGACAACAGCAAUGCCGAGCCGCUCUGGAAAAGUCAGGAGAACAGAGGCCACAGCAAAGGCAAAGUCAGAACCAGCGUCAUCAGCCGCAGCAGCCUCAAGGGCAGUGCCAGGAGAGGUAAGCAGUGAAGACAGCAGUUCAUCGAGCUCUAGUUCGCCCACCUCGCGGUCGAGGUCGAGACACUCAGGAAAUGAGGAGAACACAGAGAAGCCAGAGUUAGGAGGUGAUGUAGGAUCUCCUAGCAAGGAAGUGGGCGACACCCAGGGUUUAAGCACACCUGUGGGUGCUACCACAAUGGAAGACACAGUGAGCGCAAUCUUGGAAGAAACCGAGGAGAGAGAUCAGAUAUCUUCGGUGGCGGACUACUUGGACGCGUGCGUGGUGGAUGAAGAGGCUAGGCACAAGGCCCGACUCGAGGAGAUCGAGAAGCUGGAUGAGAUGUUCAAGGCUUUCACGCCCCGCGAUCGUAGGGCGUUGCCGAAAGAAAUAAAAGUGUUUGGACAUUGUUGGGUGGACAAGGUGAGCAGUGGCAUAGCCAAGUCACGACUCACCUGCCAAGACUUCAAGCGAAACAAUGGUGCAGACAAGAACUCAUCAGAAGGACAAAACAACUUUUGCCCAUCUCCAGGACACAGCACAACCAAGAUGCUGGAGGUAUACAGCCUCUACCACAACUUUCCGAGAGUGAAGGCGGACCUCACGUCAGCCUUUCUCAUCGCCCGAGAUGGAGGCGACGAAAAGGGGCAACCGGUGUGUAUGAAGCCGCCAAGAGAGUGGCUGGACAACCUGGAGGUGUGGCUAUCCAGACAGCCAGCAGACAAGCGAGAUGAAAUCGGAAGCAUUCCAAAGGAACACUUGGUGUGGCAAGUGGAUGGCAACAUCUAUGGGAGGCAACCAGCCGCCAGCCAGUACAGAGACAGGCUGGAUGAAAUACUUGUAAGCAAGUUGCCCAAGGAUCGGUAUGACUUCGUCCGAGGCCGGUUGGAUGGAUGUGUGUUUAGGUGCACGAAGACAAAGAUUGCGGUGAUACACCACAUUGACGACUUUGCCGUCACCGGUCCAGAAAAUGACUUGGAUGAUCUUCUGAAGGUACAGUUGCCCAAGCAUGGGUGCAAAGUGAAAGUGGGAGAGUUUGAAUGGCCAGAAAAGCAUGGCAAAACAAGCUCAGAGUUUCUGGGACGAGAGAAGAUCAGUGUGGAAGGAACCGUGUUGACUAAGCCCAAUGCCAAGCACACCGACAACAUCCUCAAACUGUUGAACCUCGAGAAUGCAAAGAGCAGCCCAGUGCCCGGGAGAAAAUUGGAUCUGGACAACAACAGCGAGCAAUUGUUGGACGAGAAAGAGAAGAAGAUUUUCCAAUCGUGUGUAGGUAGUGCGAUCUACUUGUCCCAGGACAGGAUCGACGUGAAGUUCGCUGUGAAAGAGUUGGCGCGUCGAAUGAAAGAUCCGCGGAAGGCUGACAUGGCGAACCUAAAGGUGCUGGGGCGAUAUCUCAAAGGGACACGAGAUCUGGGACACCUAACAAAGGUGGAGGAUCUCGAAAGCUCAGCCGCAGGAGAGCGGGAGCUACCGCUGCACGCUUACUGUGACAGCGACUAUGCGGGAGACACAGAGUCAAGGAAAUCUACCUCAGGCGAGGUUCUUGUACUUGGUGGGACAGUGGUUGAAGCAAACUCGACUACUCAGUCGGGGAACCCAGCGACAAGCUCAGGCGAGGCAGAGUUGAGAUCGUUGAAUCACUGCGCCCAGUCAAGUAUGUACAUUCAGAACUUAGCUAGGUACGAUUUUGGCCUUCCGGUCUCCACGCCUCGCAUUUGGUGCGAUUCAUCAGCAGCCUUGCAAGCAGCCAAACGAAUAGGUGUGGGAAAGAUGAGACACAUUUCUUUGGCACAUCUGUACAUCCAAGAAUUGGUGAAAACAAAACAGGCGAAGAAGUCAGACAAGCCUGUGAACUCACAGGGAUGGUCCAACUCAGCAAAGCUGGCAUGGACGAGCAGGUAA
This is a messenger RNA of Symbiodinium natans, 6120 nucleotides long. The record is from the annotation of a GenBank genome assembly. NCBI's taxonomy places the organism in Eukaryota, Dinophyceae, Suessiales, Symbiodiniaceae.